Molecule: messenger RNA, 750 nt
Organism: Durio zibethinus
Lineage: Eukaryota; Viridiplantae; Streptophyta; Magnoliopsida; Malvales; Malvaceae
Source: RefSeq, a predicted model, not a curated record
AUGGAUGAGAAUCUACCUGAAAUAAGCUUGAAACGGCCAAGGCCUUAUGUCAGAUCAAAUAUGCCUCGGCUAAGAUGGACUCCUGAUCUUCACCAAUGUUUUGUGCAUGCAGUUGAACACUUAGGUGGAGAAGACAGAGCUACCCCGAAGAUGGUUUUGCAGAUAAUGGAUGUGAAGGGACUUACAAUCUCUCAUGUAAAGAGUCAUCUUCAGAUGUACAGAAGCACUAAGCAUGAGCAGGUGAUACAAGAAGCAGCCAUUGCAGCAAAGAGAUAUGCAACGGUAUCGGAUCCGAUGAUCAACUGCCAACAAAAUCAUCAGCUUAAGUAUGGGGGAACCCUUAAUCGCAAUUCCUUCCAAAAUCUAGGCUUCGGAAUCCAAGGGAUGGCUUCAAAUACCAUCCUUCAUGCACACCGGAAUGGAAACAAAGUGAGUAACAAGUUGUCAUACGUAGAAAUCACAAAUAAAGGAUCUGACCAGCAGAGAUCAAACUCAUAUAUCAUCUUCAAGGAUCUACUCAAAAGUUGCAUUACCCCAGAAAGCAAUGAACAAGGGCUAAAUGGUGGUGUAGGUUGGAAGUGCAACCAUCAAAGAUUGAUUGACAUAGCUGAUCAUCAGGCAACUGAGAGAAUAUCUGAUUGUUCAAUUUGCCUAUCGCUGAAUUCAAAAGUUUCCCAGCCAAUGUUAGGGCUGAGCGAAGCUGAGAUCCUAGGUGUAAAUGAUGUCUCUCUAGAACUCACUCUUGCUUAA